ACGGGGUCGGGCGCAGGCACCAAGACUACGAAACAAGAGAAACUAGCGUUGGGGGCAACUCAUCGUUUCUUCCGCCCGGAUUUUCCUCGAGCUCUCGAUCUGCUGCGCCCGCCUCCAUCCCGCCGCCAUGCCUACCACCGUCCCGCGCCAAAUCCUCACGAUUUUUCGGCGCGCCCCUAAUCCUCUUCGCGCCAACACCAGCUCGUGCUUCUCUCUAUCCAUCUCGUUGCCUCCUUUUUUCCCUAAUCACUUGUCUUCUCCAAUCUCUCUCGUGACAGCUAGAAUCAGCCAAAACCAUCCCCAAUCGCUCAUCCCUGAGAAAGUAGUUCUCCCUAGCCAUGCGCAAGCAUGAAUCUGACGGAAUCGAAGAUGCGUCGAUCCAAAUCCAAUCAGGCUGCCGGUGAAUCGACUGCCCUUGAUCCAGAUGCCGCUAGUGUUGUGGGAGCCGACGGUGCUCCAGAUUCUACUGUUGUUGCUUGUGGUGCUCUACGAGCUAGUGCUCUAGGCGCUGGCUUUCCUACCGUAGGUGCUCAUGCCGCCAGUGCAUGGUGGCAGGAAUCAUCUCCCGGUAGCUCGGAAUGAUGUAUCCACCAGGUGGUUUCCUAAAUUAUUUACAGAGUAAUAAGAUCUCUCCAUUUACCCAGACACAUCCAUUUGUGAACUAUCAUAAUGCAAGUCAGCUGCCAGAAAAUUUCCACUUUGUUGGUGCACCAAUGAGUUAUUCUACAAUGUCACCUACAACUCCAUGUUCUAAAGCGAUACCGUCACCAACUGGGAGGUGUGCUGCAGCACAAAUAGGUUCACAAGAUAAAGAAACAAUUGAUAUUGAGGACGAUGACACCAUCGAGCCUGCUAGAUCCGAUGCUAGGUCCGAGAAGCGAUUGAAUUGGUCAAAUGAAGAAGACAUUAGAUUGGCUAGUGCUUGGCUGCACAAUUCAAUUGACCCGAUCAAUGGAAAUGAUAAGAAGUCAUAUCAAUAUUGGUUAGAUGUUACUGCUACAUACAACAGUACCACUAAGAGUAACCGUAUGAGAAAUCGUAACCAGUUGAAGCAACGUUGGGAGCGCAUUAAGAAACCAGUCUCCGAAUUCAAUGGUUGCUAUGCAAGAAUCACUAAAAUACAUCAAAGUGGUAUGAGUGAAGACCAAAAGAUGGACCAAGCAUUCCAGCUAUAUGCCUCUGAACAUAAUGACAAGCCUUUCACAAUGGUGCAUGUAUGGAGGAUAUUACGGCAUGAGAAAAAGUGGUCUACAUAUUUGAAGAAAAUUAACAAGGAAAAGUACAAGAGUAUAACUUCUAACCCAACUCAUGUUGUGAAUGUCGAAGAUGCUCCAAAACUGCGUCCUAUUAGGCAUAAGAAGGCCAAAGAUGAACGCAGCGGAAAACGUCUGGCAUCAGAGGCUAUUUCUGUUAUUGACCAGAAACUAGAUAAAUUCAUUGAAGCAAGCAGCAAGGCUGAGAAGAUAGGAGAGGUACAACAAAGUUUGGCAAAUAAGAAGCUAGAAGUAGCCAACCUUAAUCAUAAAGCAGCUCAGGAACAAACAAAGAGUAAAAUGAUUGACCUUUACAAAGACUUACUGCUAGCUCCCACAAGUGAUCUUAGAGAAAGUUCAAUACUAUAGCCCACUACUAGCUCCAAUUCAUCUAUAGCCAAUCUAAUAGCUAAUUUAUACAAUGUUGCUUCCUAUAAUAUUAAUAUAUGGUCCCACCUGCCAUACACAUAUUGCAUCUUGGAGCCUGUGCUACAGCUGGCUACAAAUCUGUAGUCUGCUGCUCUUCUCUCUUAUUAUUUAUCUCAUUAAAAUAUAUUUAUAGCUGGCUAAUAGCCUGCUAUUGUACCUGCUCUUAGUGAAGAAGCUUUGGCUGAGAGAUCCAAAACAUUGGAGUGUAUGAGAUUGGCUUUGUUUGCUAAAGAUAAUUGAGGUAUGUUUUUAAUAUAUUGUUGGCAAACAAAUUGUGUUGUGAUAGUACCAUUCAAAUCUGAACAAGUGUUAAUUUUGUCAAUUGUGUGAACUCAUUUUAUUUUUCUAGUGCUUGUUUGAACACAAUUAAUUAUGUUAACUCAUUUUUUAUACUGCAUGUUGAACACAAUUAAUUUUGUGAACCUAUUUUCUUUUUAUACUACAACUGAAUACUAUCAAUUGUGUGAAUGCAUCCUCUUUUUGUACUGCAUUUGACCACUAUCUAUUGUGUGGACCCAUUUUAUUUUUCUAGUUCUUGUUUGAACACAACUAAUUAUGUGAACUCAUUUUUUUAUACUGCAUGUUGAACACAAUUAAUUUUGUGAACCCAUUUUCCUUUUAUACUACAACUGAAUACUAUCAAUUGUGUGAAUGCAUCUUCUUUUUAUACUGCAUCUGACCACUAUCUAUUGUGUGAACCCAUUUUUUCUACUGCAACUGAACACCAUUAAUUGUGUGAACCCAUUUGACUACCCUGACAUAUUUAUGUGUGUGUAUAUAUAUCCUCUAGCUCACACAUUCUCCCCCUCCUCUGCCUUCCACAUUCUUUCUUCCCUCUUUACUCUUCCAUCUUCUCUCAUCCUUAACACCAUGUCGAACCAAUCUGAUGGUGAUUCCCCUACACAUGAUGAUUCUCUUGAUGAGGUGAGCAGCAUAGAUCCAAUGGAUCUGUACCCAUUGGAUGAGAUCAGCAACAUAUUGGGUGAUCUUGCUGAUCAUGUGGUAGCCGAAUUGAAGUCCGAAGUUGAAGCUCUACAAGAUAUGAGACCUACUAGGCAGAGUGGUCCGAGGAGGUAUGUUGAUAGGCCUUAUGAAGAAUCUAAACAUGGGCUAUUGAAAGAUUACUUUGUACAGAAUCCAGUCUAUAAUGAUACAACCUUCCGGAGAAGAUUCAGGAUGAAAAAGCACCUCUUCUUACGCAUUGUUGAAGCCCUAGGCCAGUGGGAUAAAUAUUUCACACUGAGAAUGGAUGCUCUUAACCGCCCAGGGUUAUCUCCACUUAAGAAAUGCACAUCGGCUAUUUGCCAAUUGGGAAAUGGUAGCCCUGCAGAUCAGCUUGAUGAGUAUCUAAAUAUUGGAGAUAGUACUACAGUGGAGUGCUUGAAGAUGUUUGUGAAGGGUGUGAUUGAGGUAUUCGGUGCAGAGUAUUUGCGACGCCCCAUGGUGCAAGAUGUUGAACGCUUAGUGCAGAUUGGUGAGCGUCGUGGUUUCCCGGGCAUGUUAGGGAGCAUUGACUGCAUGCACUGGCAUUGGGAGAAAUGCCCUGUUGCAUGGAAGGAAAUGUAUACCCGUGGUAAUCAAGGUGUUCCUACGGUCAUUCUAGAAGCAGUAGCUUCACAUGAUCGUUGGAUAUGGCAUGCCUUUUUUGGUGUUGCUGGAUCCAACAAUGAUAUUAACGUCCUUAAUCAAUCACCAUUGUUCGUCCAGCAACUAAGAGGGGAAGGUCCUCAGGUGCAGUACCAUGUCAAUGGAAGGCAAUACAACACAGGUUAUUACCUUGCAGAUGGCAUAUACCCAGAAUGGGCUGUCUUUGUUAAGUCAAUACGUCAUCCACAAUCUGAAAAGCACAAGUUGUUUGCAAAACAUCAAGAAGGGAAAUGGAAGGAUGUUGAAUGUGCUUUUGGUAUUUUACAAUCUCGCUUUAGUAUUUUGAAACGACCUGCACGUCUAUAUGAUCAAGGGGAUCUUGAGAAUAUCAUGCUAGCUUGUAUUAUCCUUCACAACAUGGUAAUCGAAGAUGAGAAAGACAUCGAGCAGCUUCCUCUUGAUUUGAAUGAGACACCAAGCACAUUAACUGUAUAAGAAGCUACAAUCUCACAAGGACCUAACCCAGAGAUGGAAGAAGUGAUACAAAGAAAUGCUAUUAUUCGUGAUCGUAUUACUCAUAAGCAACUUCAAUCAGACUUGAUUGAGCAUAUCUAGCAAAACUUUAGGAAUUCAAACUAAUUAGAUCAAGUCCUGCUAUUUUGGUGCUGUUGUGCUGCUGGUGGAAAUGCUAUGGAUCAAGUUCGGUAUGCUGUCGAAGCGUGUGGCAGACUUAUGGUUACAUAUGUUUUUUUGGUUUGGUGUUGCAGUGCAUCUAGAAGAACUGCUCAUGUCAUAAGAGACUAAUUUGAGUCCAACUAUUUUGGCUGCCAGUUUGGGUCCUACCAUUUGGCUACCUAUAUGUUUUUUUUCCUUUUUAUUGUACUGAGAUGGAUGAACUUGAAAAUUCGCUACUACUUUAUGCUCAUAUAUGCACUGAUA
This is a messenger RNA of Oryza sativa Japonica Group (Japanese rice), 4208 nucleotides long. The record is from RefSeq and is a predicted model, not a curated record. NCBI's taxonomy places the organism in Eukaryota, Viridiplantae, Streptophyta, Magnoliopsida, Poales, Poaceae.